This is a messenger RNA of Onychomys torridus (southern grasshopper mouse), 2564 nucleotides long. RefSeq names its product angel homolog 2 (gene Angel2). The record is from RefSeq and is a predicted model, not a curated record. Bases 201 to 1835 code for a protein of 544 amino acids. NCBI's taxonomy places the organism in Eukaryota, Metazoa, Chordata, Mammalia, Rodentia, Cricetidae. The transcript has 9 exons. Gene Ontology annotation, biological process: 3'-UTR-mediated mRNA stabilization. Gene Ontology annotation, molecular function: mRNA 3'-UTR binding; 3'-5'-RNA exonuclease activity.
AUGCCUGGAGUCGCGCAGCCGAAAGAAUGGCCCCAGAAGGCAAGAUGGCGACUCAGCUCGCGGCGAGACGCUCCUCCCAGCAUGCCUAGCGGCCGGCCUGGAGACGAGGCCGACUGAUGGGGAUCCGGCGGGAUCCUGUGAGCCGCCGGGGCUGAGGCGCAGCCGCGGGCCUGGGCGUUGGACGCUCGCAGAGUGCCAAGAUGGAGACGUGGCGCUGUGUGAGGAGGGGCUACGGCCGCUGUGUGGCGGGGCGAGGCCGGUACUCCAUGUUUCCCUAUCCUCUGAAGAGUUUGGGUCGAGACUGGACCUUACCGUGGGAGGAUCUGCAGAGGUAUUGCUGGAACAGACACAUUUCCAGUUGUCUGAGGUGGCCUGGACAUUACUCACGUUCGCCAUACCCAUAUUUCAGUAGCAGGCAUUUCUCACUGAACUGUAGACCACCUCUUCUGUUUGAAUCUGGAACUCAGUUUCAGUACUGUAAUUGGAGACCUGACCAUCUGAGCAACACAUCCUUGAUCCGGCUCUCCAGUUAUAUCAUGAACUCUGACAGAGAUGAGCCCUCAUCCAAACGAAGAAAACACCAUGGAACAAUAAAAAGGAAUUGGGAGUAUUUAUGUAGCCAUAAUAAAGAAAAAGUGAAGGAUCUAGACGGCAAAAAUGUUGACUCUGUGUGUGAGGACAAUGAAGAGAAGUUUGACUUUUCAGUGAUGUCUUACAAUAUACUCUCACAAGAUUUACUGGAGGAUAACUCCCACCUUUAUAGACAUUGCCGACGCCCAGUGUUACACUGGAGUUUUCGGUUUCCCAAUAUUCUGAAGGAGAUCAAACAUUUUGAUGCAGAUGUGCUUUGUCUGCAGGAAGUCCAAGAAGAUCACUAUGGAGCAGAGAUCAGGCCGAGUCUAGAAUCACUGGGCUAUCACUGUGAGUAUAAGAUGAAGACAGGAAGGAAACCUGAUGGCUGUGCCAUUUGCUUCAAACAUUCCAAAUUUUCACUGCUGUCAGUGAACCCAGUAGAGUUCUGCCGCCGUGAUAUUCCUCUGUUGGACAGAGACAACAUUGGACUAGUGUUACUCUUGCAACCCAAAAUCGCACGUGCCGCCUCUCCCUCCCUCUGUGUAGCUAACACCCACCUGCUGUACAACCCACGGCGAGGUGACAUAAAGCUGACCCAGCUGGCAAUGCUGCUAGCAGAGAUCUCCAGUGUGGCCCAUCGGAAAGACGGUAGCUUCUGCCCCAUCAUCAUGUGCGGUGACUUUAAUUCGGUUCCUGGUUCUCCACUCUAUAGUUUCAUAAAGGAAGGAAAAUUGAACUACGAAGGACUUGCAAUUGGAAAGGUAUCUGGCCAGGAACAGUCUUCACGGGGACAGAGAAUUUUAUCUAUUCCAAUUUGGCCCCCAAACCUAGGCAUCUCACAGAACUGUGUGUAUGAGGCACAGCAGGUUUCCAGAGUAGAAAAGACAGGUAGAGAUCUGACACAAACUCAGCUGGAGAAGACAGAGGUCCUAGUGUCAGCUGAAAAGGUGCCUUCACAUCUCCGGCACCACUUCAGCUUGUCAUCUGUUUAUUCUCAUUACCUUCCUGACACUGGACUUCCAGAGGUGACCACCUGCCACUCCCAAAGCGCCAUAACUGUUGAUUAUAUCUUCUACUCUGCAGAAAAGGAGGACACUGCCAGGGGUCCAGGAGCUGAAGUGGCUUUGGUUGGUGGCUUGAAACUUCUGGCUAGACUGUCGCUUCUUACAGAACAAGACUUGUGGACUGUGAAUGGACUUCCCAAUGAACACAACUCUUCAGACCACCUGCCUCUACUGGCUAAGUUCAGGCUCGAACUCUGACUCCGCUGCUUAGUCACAAUUUCCUGUCUUCUCAGAGGCUGUAAAGACAGUCAUAACUGUUUGCAUGUUGUUCAUUUCUGUGCUUGGGGUUCUGAAUUUGCUCUGUGCUUGAAACAGGUUGGAAAAAACAAGUUUACAACAGUUUUUUUAAAUGAAAUUAUUUUCCUGACAACUGAUGUCUAACCACUUUUUAUUGUAAAAAGAUUAAAUAACUUCUGAGUCCUGAUAAAGUGAACAGCAUUUUGAAGUGUAGUUCAUCUCCUUGGCUUUCUAGACAUGAAUUCAGUGCUUUUCAGUCCAUCCAGUGGACCUACCAGGACUUGCAAAGCUCAAGUUGUUGCCUUUUCUGGAGGCCUAAUUUCAGUGGGAGGAAGAAGCUUGCACUUGUUGAGAGCUAAUCAGUUCUUAGAAAUCACCGGCUCAUUCAGUCACGGGUGUCCAACCACAUUAGCUUCUGAAGAGGAUUGAUGAUGCUCUUGAGUUGUAUUAAUAUAAUGACCCACUUCACUGCCAUCCUGAGCUGUGGAAUAUGCCUAUACUUUGUUGGGGAAAUAGUUGAGAAACGCAGGUCACUCUCAUAAGAGGGCAUAGCUCUUAGCCAGAUGAUGGUGGUACAUAUUUGUAACCUUAGUGUUUGGGAGGUGAGGGCAGGAUUAGCCAUUUAAAGCCAACUUUAGCAACAUAGCAAGUUUGAGCCUGCCUGAGCUACAUGAAACCCUAUCUUAAAAA